GCGGCGCGAACGAUGAACGAAGUGCUGGGACUCUUCUCACUGGGAUGCGAGCUGAGCAACCUCAAGCAAGAGAAGGAGGCACUGAGAUGCUUCUUGGCAAUACGUAUGCCAUCAACGUCCACGACACUAUCCGCAGGGCAAGUCGAGAUUGUCGACAUGUACAUCGCGGAGCUAUAUCUCAUGCUUGCCAUGGAAGGUCAGCAUAAUGCCUUAAAGACGUACAGACUUCCCGACGCGUCAAGAAUACUCCAGCGCGUCCCCUACAAGCAGCGAGGUUCAACGUCGUUGCCGUUCCCGCACAACGAGUGGGGCGUUCGUCGACUUCGGUGCGAGUGGAUGCUCAAGAUUCUAACCGAUCCCCAAGCUUAUCGCGCCCAUGUCGACCUGUUAUGUCAGGGCAUCCACCUGUGUGAGCAAACCGGCGAUCUAUCGACAUGGCUGGCGUGGUACCGGUCUGCGCUGCGGCACCAACUCAAGCAGAUCCACACAGUGUGUUGCUUGUCCCCUUCCCCUUCGCCAUCCGCGUCCUUUGCAUCUUCCUUUCGGGAAUGCGCCGUGGUCGUUUACGACACGCUUGCUUCAUGCACGUCGAGCGAUGCGUUCAAGCUCUGGCUGUUGGAAGUGCUGUGUCACUCGAUCCUUGAACAGCCCAGUGUAUCCAGCGACGAAUCCUCCAAGCUGUUUACGUUCUGCGACGGCUUCUCCACCCAGCUCGCCGCGUCGCGUCCCGACCUUCGCAUGUACUUUGUGCUUUUGCACGUUCUGCUGCUGUUUCGCACUGGGGACGUCGUGCGUGCCGGGCCCCUUGUCCAAGAGCUGGAGACACUAACCCAACAAUACCCCACCCUGCUGCCCUCCACGUGGCGUCACCUCCCAGCACUGCUUCACCUGCAAGUGAACGCUUACUACAAUCCCACCGCCGCCAUCUCCAUGUCCUCGUCGCUCCUGUCGGCGCUGCAGUCCGACGCUAGGGACUCGCCGCCGUUUCUGUGGUUCGACGCGCAUCUCACGAUCUGCCACCUCUUGGACGCCCAAGGACGGUAUGGGGAGGUCGGCCAUCUCGCCACGGAGCUGCUGCGUGUCGUGGACCUGCCAAACGUCGCUCGAAGCGGUCGGCAUACGUCCAUGCGCACCGCCGUGCAUAUUCUCUUGGCGAAGUAUGCCCACGCAGUCAACUGCAUGGAUGACGCGAUCAACCACGUGAACGCCGCGUUCGCGCUCAUCUUGGAGGACACCCCGCAGUGGCCGCAGCUGUCGGACGUCCACCUCAUGCACAUGAUGGGGCUGCUGGAGGUCGCCACGGCCAUGUCGUGCUUUCCGCUGCCCAAGGCCGGCGCGCCUCCCGCCGUCGUGCAGCCAUUCUUCCCCGACGACAACCUACUCGAGUUUGCUGCGGGAGUACUACGCGAUACGAACCUGCGGGCGCUCAUUUACAACGGCCCGAGCAAAGAAGUCCGUGCCAAGGUAUGAAAAACGCUGGUUACGUAGGCCUGAUGGAGAAUGAUGGGACGAUAUGUAGUACGAUCUGUACUUGUGCAAGUGGCUGUGGGGGACGCAGUGCCUUGGCUUGGUGGGCACGUACCCUGACAUGGACACCCUCCGCAGCUACAUGCUGUCAGUGCUGCAGGAUUGCUUGGAACUGUCGACCAGUUCUAUCAACUGCAGCAACAUCACGGCGGAAAUCAUGGUGCUGUUCGGGCCGAAAUUGAUCGAGUUUGGUGAGGCGCGAUGUGGGGUCUUGAGGACGCUGACUUGACAGUGAUGUAGGCCGCCUGGACGAAGGUGAACGCACGCUGACGAAUGCGUUAAAGAUUGCCAUGCACACGAAAAACCUCAAGCUACAAGUGCAGAUUAUGAUCGAAGUGCAUGCUUCCUGUGGGCGAAAAGAUCAAGUGAAGGCGCAAUCGGUGGUUGCGGACAAGUUUGCGAAGAAACUCGAGUCGUUGGCGCGCAAGGUCGACCGCGCGCUGGAGAAUCAUGCAGUUCACACCCAGUUGCUCACGUGGAAAGUGCAGGAAACAAGCACCUGAAGAAUGAAGUAUGCGUAAUAAAGGGACAUUACAAUCGAGAGAGCGCGGUAGAUGCAUGUCGGACGAUCGUCUGCACGGGCACAUUGUCGGCUCGCAUGGCUUGGGCGGCAACGGACCCCGUCAUCUCCGACUAGGAAAACAGAGUCACGUCAGAGAGGAAGACGCACGAG
This is a messenger RNA of Aphanomyces astaci, 2200 nucleotides long. RefSeq lists its product as hypothetical. The record is from RefSeq and is a predicted model, not a curated record. Bases 13 to 1470 code for a protein of 485 amino acids. The transcript is spliced from 5 exons. Lineage: Eukaryota; Oomycota; Saprolegniomycetes; Saprolegniales; Verrucalvaceae.